Messenger RNA from Galeopterus variegatus (Sunda flying lemur), 970 nucleotides. It is a transcript of the gene PRDM16, whose product is annotated as PR domain containing 16. Gene Ontology annotation, molecular function: transcription coregulator activity; DNA-binding transcription activator activity, RNA polymerase II-specific; RNA polymerase II cis-regulatory region sequence-specific DNA binding. NCBI's taxonomy places the organism in Eukaryota, Metazoa, Chordata, Mammalia, Dermoptera, Cynocephalidae. The transcript has 6 exons. Gene Ontology annotation, biological process: regulation of transcription by RNA polymerase II. The record is from RefSeq and is a predicted model, not a curated record. The annotation marks the transcript as partial. Gene Ontology annotation, cellular component: nucleus.
GUACUGUGGGAAGAUCUUCCCCAGAUCAGCAAAUCUCACCAGACACCUGAGGACGCACACCGGGGAGCAGCCGUACAGGUGUAAGUACUGCGACCGCUCCUUCAGCAUCUCCUCCAACCUGCAGCGGCACGUCCGGAACAUCCACAACAAGGAGAAGCCGUUCAAGUGCCACCUGUGCAACCGGUGCUUCGGGCAGCAGACCAACCUGGACAGGCACCUCAAGAAGCACGAGCACGAGAGCGCGCCAGUGAGCCAGCAUUCCGGGGUCCUCACAAACCACCUGGGGACCAGCGCCUCCUCCCCGACUUCCGAGUCGGACAACCAUGCACUUUUAGAUGAGAAAGAAGACUCCUAUUUCUCUGAAAUCAGAAACUUCAUUGCCAAUAGUGAGAUGAACCAAACCUCAACGCGAGCAGAUAAACGCCCGGAGGUCCCGGACCUGGACGGCAGUCCCCAGUGUCCAGGCUUAGCCAGCAAUAAGCCGGAGGACGCGGAGGCAGAAGAGGACGAGGAGCUGGAGGAGGAGGAUGAGGACAGCCUGGCCGGGAAGUCACAGGAAGACACCGUGUCCCCCACGCCCGAGCCCCAGGGUGUCUACGAGGACGAAGAGGACGAGGAGCCGCCCACCUCGCUGGCCGUGGGCUUCGACCGCACCCGCAGGUGUAUUGAGGAGCAAGAAGGCGGUCUGUUAGCUUUGGAGCCGAUGCCGACUUUUGGGAAGGGGCUGGAUCUCCGCAGAGCAGCUGAGGAAGCAUUUGAAGUUAAAGAUGUGCUUAAUUCCACCUUAGAUUCUGAGACUUUAAAACAGACACUGUACAGGCAGGCUAAGAACCAGGCGUAUGCAAUGAUGCUGUCCCUCUCCGAGGACACUCCUCUCCACACCCCCUCCCAGAGCUCUCUGGAUGCUUGGCUGAAUAUCGCAGGAGCCACGUCGGAGGCCGGAGCCUUUAACCCUAUCCACCACCUCUGA